GGUGUAAAUGGUCACAGAUUGGGUCAUUCUAACAUGGGCUCAUACAUUGUUUGCUUUGUAAUAUGUUUCAGGUAUAUUGCGAGUUCAACCGAGUGGUGGGGCAGGGUCUCAGAGAGAACUUCUUUGAUGCACUUGACCGUUUCUCUCCAAGCCUGAUGGACCUCUUUAGGAAAAAGAGGGGCCUCACCGGCCAGAUUUUGACUGACCUUCUCCAUAAGACAAAGGUCAAUGAGCCAACACACAUAAGGUGCCUCAUUCUUCGGGGAUUGCCGGUCAUCUUGGGGGAUGAUCCCAGUGCAUUCUUCAGGAACUGCUCUGAUGUAAAUGACAAUGGCCUAUACAGUCAAACUGCAGUGGGAAUCCUCUGCAUGGAUGAGGAAAAUUCAACUCCACUCAACCCAUCCAAAGUAGGCAUCAUCUUGGAAGGGAGCGUGGUGAUGGACAACCUGGCAAACCUACCUCAGGCCUUCUGCCUUCUUUUUGGACUAAUUUAUGCCCUGCACCUCGAUUACCCUAAGUAUAUGAAAAACACUUUCAACUUUGUUCAGCAGCUACCAGCAGCACUGUUAGGUUUUAAAAGAGCGUCCCCGCGCCACGGGAUCUCCCAUGGCAACCCUGAGAUCAGCUGUUGCAGACAUGGAAACCAUGACGCGGCCGUGCGCUCCGGAGCUAUGAGGAUGGCUGACAGCCGUUCCUCUAGAACUCGAUCCAGGAACCGUGGAAUCAAAGGACACGGUGGAAAAGCGUAA
Molecule: messenger RNA, 749 nt
Organism: Limanda limanda (common dab)
Lineage: Eukaryota; Metazoa; Chordata; Actinopteri; Pleuronectiformes; Pleuronectidae
Exons: 5
Coding region: 63-749 (228 amino acids)
Source: RefSeq, a predicted model, not a curated record